Molecule: messenger RNA, 5169 nt
Organism: Myripristis murdjan (pinecone soldierfish)
Lineage: Eukaryota; Metazoa; Chordata; Actinopteri; Holocentriformes; Holocentridae
Gene: mri1
Product: methylthioribose-1-phosphate isomerase 1
Exons: 6
Coding region: 423-1484 (353 amino acids)
Molecular function (GO): S-methyl-5-thioribose-1-phosphate isomerase activity
Source: RefSeq, a predicted model, not a curated record
GAGUGUGUAAAGUGACUGAGCUCUCUCUCUCCUCGGUACUGCCCCGUUCACACAGCUUGCCAGCUAGCACCCAUCCUCCGGCGGCCCCUCUUUUUUUUUUACUCUUCCCACCCACACCCCCUCUUUUCGCUCCCGUUCCCCUCCUCCUGCCGCGCGACGCUCCUGGGACCGCCGACAACCAGGCCGCCGCCACUUCAGCGUGUCUACUGAGAGAGAGAGAGAGAGAGAGAGAGAGGGACGGAGAGAGAGUGUGUGUGCUUGUGAGAGAGAGAGAGAGAGGGGGGCAGAAAGAGAGAGAGAGAGAGAGUGUGUGAGUAAAGUGUGAGUGUGUGCGCGUGUGUGUAUGAGUGUGUGUGUGUGCGUCCGCGCACCGCAGCCGUCCAUCCGAUUCCCUCUCUCCUCCACCUCGUUUGGUUUGGGUCAUGACGCUGGAGGCGAUCCGCUACCAGGCCGGGUCUCUGCAGAUCCUGAACCAGCUGCUGCUGCCACACCAGACCGUGUACGACGAGAUCCGCUCGGUGCAGGACGGAUACGAGGCCAUCAAGUCCAUGAAGGUGCGGGGCGCCCCGGCCAUCGCCAUUGUCGGUUGCCUCAGCCUGGCUGUGGAGCUGCGGGCCGGCGCCGGGGGUGACGACCCCGUCACCUUCAUCAGGGAGUCUUUGUGUCACCUGACCUCAGCCCGACCCACCGCCGUCAACAUGGGCCGUGCUGCUCGCGAGCUGAUGGAGUUUGCAGAGAACGAGAGCAUGGAGAAGAACUCUGAGCAGCUCCGGGACAGUGUGAUCGCCUGGAUCGAAGAGAUGCUGGAACGUGAUGUCAGCGACAACAGGAAGAUUGGUAACUAUGGCGCCCAGCACAUCCUGUCUGGCGUCCCAAGGGAUUCCGUCACCAUCCUCACACACUGCAACACCGGCGCGCUGGCCACUGCAGGAUACGGCACCGCACUGGGUGUGGUGCGUAGCCUCCAUGCGCUGGGCAGGCUGAAGCGUGUGUACUGCACAGAGACAAGGCCGUACAACCAGGGGUCCAGACUGACCGCCUAUGAGGCAGUAAAAGAGGGAUUCCCUGCUACGCUCAUCACAGACAGCAUGGCAGCCCUCACCAUGAGAGAGCGGGGCAUCACAGCCGUGGUGGUAGGCGCAGACAGGGUGGUUGCCAACGGCGAUACAGCCAACAAGGUGGGUACAUACCAGCUGGCCAUCGCCGCUAAGCACCAUGGGAUCCCGUUCUACGUGGCGGCGCCCAGCACAUCGUGCGACCUGAGUCUGGAGAGUGGCCGGGACAUUAUCAUUGAAGUGCGCCCCCCUGAGGAACUCACCAGCAUUAACGGAGUCCCCAUCGCUGCCCAGGGCAUCGAGGUGUGGAACCCGGCGUUUGAUGUGACUCCUCACCAGCUGAUCACAGGAGGCAUCAUCACAGAGCUGGGAGUCUUCCUGCCCUCCGAGCUCCAGGCAGCGCUGACCGGCCGCCUCACCGCCCUCUAGACCCAUCAGCCCCUCCUGCUGGUCCAUGUGCGCCACUGCACCUCAAAUUGACACCGUCACUCACAGAUACUGUCAUUCCAUCGCAACACACACACACACACACUCACACACACACACACACGCACACUCUCACACAUCAGCACACAGACAUGGGUGUUGGGGAAUUAAUUUGCUACAUUGGUAAAUACAUAAUCAGUGCACAAACAUCAGUGGCGCGCACACACAAAAAACACCUGUUCUGCAGUCUCCCACGUACUACACACACACACACACACUGCAGGGACUCCUACAGACACACAAGUGCAGUCUCUCCCCUUCCUUUUCUGUCCUCCUCCUCUUUUCUGUGGUCUCUCCGCCCUCACCUCUUCCCAAAGUUCUCUCUCUCUCUCUUUCUCUCUCUCUCUUUCUCUCUCUCUCUCCCUCUGUCUUACGCUCGCUCUCCAAACGGCUCCUGCAAUGACGACAGAUAGUGCUCAGCUCGACUCUUUCCCAUGAAUUCUAUUUGGCAAACGAUUUUUGUAAGUCACUACUGAGGUAAUUUUUCAGGGCUUGUUCAACACAAAAAAAUUUCUCUUAAGAAACGGCUAUUUGAGGUUACUGAAUUUGUCCUUUUUAAAAGUAGGGAUUAUGAUUAGCCGUGGUGUUUAAAGUGAGAUUUAAGUGCUGCUACCAGCUUGUAAAUAUAUAUUACCCUAUUUGGUAGUGUGUACAUAUGUACAAAAACUAACCCCUUAUAGUUAGAGGUAUUGCCAUUUUAACCAAAUAUGUGGUUGUUGAAAACUAAAUUCACCCCAUCAAAAAUGUUAUAUUAACAUUUGUUUUCAUUUUCUCUAUGUAGAAACUUUUAUAGGAGAAUAAUUCAAGAAAAUUGAUAGCUCAUAGAUUUUCAUAAUGAUAUGAAGAAUUGUAUUUCGCUCACGUAUUUUACCCAGUGUCACAAAAUUUGGAAGACAAAGUGGAAAGUCUUGAUCAGUCCACCUUAGUCAGCUGAAGCCGAUAACAAUACAUGGCUAUAUUUAUACCUCGCCGCUUGUUUGUAUCUUGCUGUUCCCAAUUGUACCGCAUCCUACCACACUUAUAUUCUUAUAGUACAUAUACGUAACCAUGAUACUUCAUUAUCAUAUCAAUGUCCGUCACCACUACCGCAUACUACCGAAUACACUUCAUAGGAAUAAAAAUUCUUGGCAGGGGAAUUGGUGUCAUUUUUGCCAUAACAGCUUCUGUUUGGAGCUUAGAUGUCUGUUUUAUCAGCUGUAUUUCUGCGAUAGACAUCUGCAUUAACGGAAUAAUUCACCCCAAAUUUAAAAAUAUGUGUACACACCCCAGUGUCAGUCAAAACUGCAUUGAUGUUUGUAGGACUACCAAACACACAGAGAGUCAGCUCCUGUUGUUAUAGCGGUCACAGACUGAAGUGAAAGUUUGCGGUCUUUUCACUUGUGCAGCAAGUGUUUUGUAGCCAAACAAUUGUAUUGUGGGUGCAGAGGUCUAAUAUUGACUUUAUUCAAUGUGUUUACAUGCACUUUUUUAAUCAAGUUAUUCCCUUGUUAUGGUGGUUAGCUGAUUUCUUAAAUGCCAUGUAAACAAAAAGCUGGGCUUCCUUAGUUAGGUCAAGAGAAACCCGGUUAACACAGCUAGAUUUCUACUAGAGAAACCCAGUUACUAGGACACGACAACUCUUACUUGGAUUUCUGAGUGUUUUUGUUUUUUGUGUUUCUUUCACAUGUGCAUAUGUGCAGGAAAAGAUCUUAAAAAUUGACCCACCUUGUCUGGGUGGUUGUGCACACCCAGACAAGCAAAAUCCUUUGGGCCUACUGACGUGAUUCUUUGGCUACAAAACAUUUGAUUCUGCUGCAUCGUUUGGCCCUGUUGAAACUACAGUCAUUGAAACCCCAAAUCAGAACCAUUAAGACUCAACUGACACAAAUGCAGGACAAGCUCAUAAUUUAUUAAGGACUCUGGAUGACUGGUACCCAUUUUCCACCAAAACUUCUUAGGCUAAAGUUUUUGGGUUUUGCUCUUGGAAGGAAGUUCUGGGGGCAAAGUGAGGACACUAGGCUCUUGUGUUUUUGUGUUUCCACUACGAGAUCACUUAAUGCAAAUAAGGAAGACGUGUCAAGUCAUUCUGUGUGCAGCUGCCAACAGCAAUAGAAAAGUUGUCAUGUUUGUGAUUAUUUACCUCUUUGCCGCUAUGAUGCUGCAUUGGUUUUGGUGAAGAGAUGCACAGAGGUUGAAAAUGAGAUUGGGGGUGCCAGAAAAGCAAGAACUGAAUAGAGAAAGCUGCUUUAAUGUAAUGUAGAGAAACUGUGACAUGACAAACGGAGCUGAACGAAAUGAUUUACUCUCAAUUACUAGGUGAAUAAUGUCUUGAUGGAACAAUCUUUUAAUAAUUUGUGUUUGUGGUUGUUCGCUCCUGUUACUUUCACGCUGCGAUUAUCAAACGUUCAACCAAUCAGGGAUGUUCAGCACUUAAAACUCCAGGGAUCAGGAGAGUGCUGCCCUGGUGCAGGGACCAUUUUGGGGAUCAGGAACUCAGAGAGGGACUCCAGUGGAAAUAGGGGUAAGAGUUCCUGCUUCCUCGAAAGGGUUCCUGUGUUUUGGGGACAGUUUCUGCAGUGAAAAGUGGACGCGUGAAAACCGUGCAUACUCAGCCAUCAGUCCAUGCAUUCAUCACUUGAGUCUAAAUGGUCCUCGUGUUAAUCGUCCCCUGGUGAUCAUUGGUUUAGUCUUAGCUGGGCCUGCUGUGUGUACUCUAACUUUAAUGGAGUUUUGAUUGACAUCAGCGAGUAGAUAGUGAUUGAUUUUUCGUUCCGGGGGGGUGAACUGUUUCUUUAAGAUUGGCAGGGUGUUUGCCAUUCUGCAUCGUCUCCCCGUAAAAAUUGCUCUCUGACUCCAUCUGAAGAUGUAUGACGGUGUGAUGACACCAACCGUGAGAAUGUAAUAACUCAGCUCUGAUGAAAUUGUGGUUACUUUUUGAUAAGGCUGCCAUCAAGCUACACAGUUACUUAUUGCCUUGGUGCUCUGUUUAGAAUGUCACUGACUGUUUGGAUAAUUCCCUCUUCCCGACUGGCAAGCUGUUUUAUCGGAGACCGGCAUGCACCCACGAGUCUAGUCCCAUGAGAUCAGGGGUCAUGCGCAUAGACAGGAGGCGAUGAUCAGAGACCGUCGUAUCUAAUGAAGUCCCUGUGGCGAUGGGAGCUGAUCGCGAAACGCUAAGAGGCUUUAUCCAAAAGUCCUGGAUGUCCAGAUUGAUAUGAGACAUGCCUACUCACUGUACUGAAUGUCACAGGCCCGCACUCAGGGCCCACACUGCUCACUGCCUUACACAGCCAGCAAGUACAGCACUUAAUCCAGCUCACAACAUUAGACCCACAGCUAGCUCGUGUCAUGACACUGCUGUCGGCGGUGUUUAUCUGUGAGCUAGCACGCCACCAGGAGAGACAACAGCCCCUCGGUCCUUCCACCCCCGGCCAACCUUUCCCCCCCAGCCCCUCUUAGACCACACAUGCUGCCCUUGUGGGUUUUAACCACUCAAAUGUCUCUUGAUGACAAAAUAUACAUCCACCUUUCUACUCCACAUGUGUUUUCUUGUGUUUUGAAGCCACCCUCGGGACUGCUGUGAGGUCCAGAGAACACAAUCUAGAUAUAAGCUUAAAGUAAAAAUAAUAAAAAAAAUAAAAAUAAAAAA